Mercurialis annua (annual mercury) is the source of this 1001-nucleotide messenger RNA. RefSeq names its product psbP domain-containing protein 3, chloroplastic. Gene Ontology annotation, cellular component: extrinsic component of membrane; photosystem II; photosystem II oxygen evolving complex. The record is from RefSeq and is a predicted model, not a curated record. The transcript has 9 exons. Lineage: Eukaryota; Viridiplantae; Streptophyta; Magnoliopsida; Malpighiales; Euphorbiaceae. Gene Ontology annotation, biological process: photosynthesis. Gene Ontology annotation, molecular function: calcium ion binding. The coding region runs from base 13 to 756 and encodes 247 amino acids.
AAAAGAGAGAAGAUGGAUAGGAAAGAAUCGAAAGCAAUGGCUUGUAUUAUCGGCAGCAAUGCUCCUCUCCUUCUCCAACCUAAAUUCAGCUUCCUCUCUUCACCUUCUUCCACCGCAACCGGACAUCUCCUCUGCUGCCUCCCCAACCCACCACCCCAACUUUAUAGGCUUGAUGAAGGCUAUGGAAGAAGAGAAGCUCUGUUGAGCAUUGCAUUAACUACCGGUUCUGCUUUUCCAGCAAUUGUUCCUAAUGCAUUGGCACACACUGAUGGCUUCCGUGUUUAUACCGAUGACGCCAACAAGUUCCAGAUAUCAAUUCCCCAAGACUGGACUGUUGGCUCUGGGGAACCCACUGGCUUCAAAUCAGUAACUGCUUUCUACCCACAAGAAACUUCCACCUCUAAUGUCAGCGUUGUCAUCACAGGAGUCGGUCCUGAUUUUACUAGAAUGGAGUCUUUUGGCAAAGUCGAAGCCUUCGCCGAGACGUUGGUUAGCGGGUUGGACAGGAGCUGGCAGAGGCGCCCAGGUGUAGCUGCAAAACUGGUCGAUUGUAAAGCCAUUAAUGGGAUAUAUUACAUUGACUACACAUUGCAAAACCCAGGCGAAAGUCGAAAGCAUUUGUAUUCCGCUCUUGGGAUGGCAUUUAAUGGUUGGUACAACAGACUAUAUACCACAACCGGUCAGUAUGUUGAUGAAGAAUCCGAAAAAUACGGUCCAAAGAUUCAGAAGGUCGUUUCAUCAUUCAAGUUCAUUUGACAACAAACCACCUGCUAUACCAGGGAUCCACAGGAUUGUUGUUCUACAAUGCGCUUGAUCAAUUCGAAUGAACUCACAAGUAAAACCUAGAAACUGGUUCAAUCAAUCCAGUCCUUCUAUUCUAUGCACCCGACAUUUGAAGGCUGCAUAUAAAUUUGUAUCUAUAUGUCCUAAAUGAAAUCAUAAUACUAUUUGGACAAUGUACUUCUUCUUUUUCUAUAAUAGACACCAUACUUGAUCCCCGA